AGGGAGGAUAGAGGCUCUGGGUUUUGACUAGAGUGCUUCAGGAGGUGAUGUACGUUGUGCUCCUAUAUGCUUCUAAGUUGCAUGACAUUCCUACCGUUGUCAAUGUUUCUGGGUGUUAUGAUCUGAAGAGAGGCCGUAAAGAACGCUUGGGAGAAGACUUUAUGCAAAGAAUCAAGAUGGAAGGAUUCAUUGAUGUUCAGCAUCAGCGUGGAAGUUAUCGUGUGACUGAGGAAUGUUUGAUGGAUCGCCUAAGUACAGAUAUGCAUGAAGCAUGCCUUCAGAUUGACAAAGAUUUUCGGGUGUUAACUGUCCACGGGUCUGCUGAUGAAACCGUCGCUGUUGAAGACGCAUUAGAGUUUGCCAAGAUUAUACUUAACCACAAAUUACAUACCAUAGAGGGAGCUAACCAUUUCUACAGCUCACUCUCUCUCUCUCUCUCUCUCUAUGUGUCCAGUUACCUGUUUUUCCUUUUUUCUUUGUUUUGAAAAAAAAUCAUUGAGGGUACAUCUCUGUGUGUGCUUGCCUUAAUAUAUGUAUGUUAUGCUUUUAGGAAGCAUUAAUUAUCUAGUUACCGAAGAAAGCUAGCUUGAUGGAUCGAUGUUUAAUAUAUGUAUGUGUCAUGCCUCAAAGUCGACAGACAA
Rosa chinensis is the source of this 641-nucleotide messenger RNA. RefSeq lists its product as uncharacterized. Gene Ontology annotation, cellular component: cytosol. Bases 48 to 485 code for a protein of 145 amino acids. NCBI's taxonomy places the organism in Eukaryota, Viridiplantae, Streptophyta, Magnoliopsida, Rosales, Rosaceae. The record is from RefSeq and is a predicted model, not a curated record. The transcript is spliced from 3 exons.